Messenger RNA from Camelina sativa (false flax), 2242 nucleotides. RefSeq lists its product as uncharacterized. NCBI's taxonomy places the organism in Eukaryota, Viridiplantae, Streptophyta, Magnoliopsida, Brassicales, Brassicaceae. The record is from RefSeq and is a predicted model, not a curated record.
UAUGUGCGACUACGAUGGUGAUUGGAUCUGGAUUUUGAAUGAAGGAUCUCGGUGAAGAUGGGAGACGGAGAGAGGGUCUCUCGCGUUCUUUGUUAAGUGUGUUUAUUCGGGGUCGGACUGGAAGUCUACCUCUGAAUCUCUUAAAGCGUUUUAUUUUGGUAGUGGAUCCCGAUUUCAAAGGAGUGAUUCCUUUGCAUUCGGAUAUUAGAGAUUCGAUCUGGCUUGAUCUGAGAUCUUGUAUGUGGGUUAGUGUUUGGAGCGUAAUCAGGGUUACGGGAUUGAUUCUGGUCUCCUUUCGGGAUUUGAGGGGACUUAUGGUGGUGAUUUCGUUUGCGGGGCGUAUUAAGGCAAGGACUCGAUCUUGUCUUUAUAUUGAGAUACGUUAUUUCCGGGUUUGGCUGUUCACGGGAUACGUAAUUGAUUUGAGAUCGUUGUCAGGGUGUUUUUUUUGGGAUUCACUUGAAUGGAGGAGUAUCUCUUUUGGGACGACACUUAUUGAGGAAUAUCAGGGUAUAUAGUUGGAGAGUUGGUCUACUUCGUCCCACUCAUGUGUUCUUUGUUAAUCUCUUCUAUUCUCUGAUAUGUUCUGCUUGGUGCGGUUUCUGGUUUUUUGUUGUGCAACAAUUCUGGUUUUUGGUGCGUUUGUUGUUGGUGAUCCCUCCUAUGGCUCAAUCGGCUCUUCUCAAGGGUAAGGCUCCUCAGGUGCGUACGGAAACUGUGAAAAUCUCCAACUCAGUCUUGGCUCAGAGAAUUCAGCAGUUCUCUCUCACCCUUAUCGGGAGAUUGAUGAAUCCUUCGGUUCAACGGAUGGAGUCCUUGGUUUCCACUCUGCCUAAGAUAUGGAAGCUUGAAGACAAGGUGGUGGGUGCUGAUUUGGUCAAGAUACAUUCCAGUUUAACUUCGCUGAUGAGCUCGACUUGCAAGGAGUCUUACAAAAUGGUCCUUACCACUUUGAUGGUUGGAUGGUCUCUCUGGUUAAGUGGGAACCAAUUAUUUCCUCAACCUAUCCCUCUGCUAUAAAUUUCUGGGUGAAAGUUGCUGGUAUCCCAAUGCAUCUAUGGGAGGUGGCUACUCUGGAGGCUAUUGGUAAGAAGCUUGGCAUUAUCAGAGAAAUUGAUGAGGAGACCGGCAGUGUGUGUGUUACUGUCAACGGGUUCAACCCCCUUCUCUUCAAGUUGGUUGUGCCCUUCGCAUCAGGUGAUGAGGUCAUAGUUUCCCUCGAGUAUGAGAAACUAAAUGGGUAUUGUGAUUAUUGUUCUAGGCUUACUCAUGCGGAGAGAGAUUGUCCCGAGCUCAAUAAGGAUAUUGGUUCCCAAGGUGUUGAGUUUCAGGCAGAUAAAAAGAGGGGUUCAGCGUCACCAAGGUAUGGGGAAACAGGGUGUGAUUCAAAACGAGGGUGGUUGGGAAAAGCCUCGGAAAUAUGUCAAGAGAGCCUUGGAUUUUCAAGCUCACGGGUCUUUUGCUGGAGAGGGUGGUUUCGGUUCCUUUCAGCAGGACAGAUUUCAUGGUUCAGCCUGGGAGCAGAAAAGAACGUAUGGUGCGAUGGCGAUGGGGGUGGGAGGGAAGCGUGGGUCUCAGUUUGUUCAUGAGGAGCAGAUGGGGCAGGCUCCUACUUACCCACUUAAUCGAAAGGGUUCUGGUUCCGGUUGGUCUAAGCCCUUUUACAAGGCUAAAUCUGGUCAGAAGGAUAAGGGUAGGCAAGAGGUUUCUGGUGGUGACUCUCAUCGAGAUGCAACAAUGGAGAGUUCUCCUCGACACAAGGCUGAUAAGUCUUUGGUAGGGUCGGAGUUUGAUGAGGCUACAGAUGAUUUACUAGAGGAGGGUCAAGCUUCGGAUGGUAAUCUUCCGGAGGAGGGAGAGGUUGCGAUAGAGCAGGAUACGGUGUUGGAGGAGGGUAUGGAGGCGGAUGGGGUUGUUUCUAAUGAGGCUAAUUCGGAAGGUGAUGGUCAAAAACAAAAGGUGUUGGGGAAACAAGGGUCCAAGUCAUUGUCUGGUCAACCUGCGGGCGGCGGUCGAUCAGUUAAGCAGGGGAUGGUGGCUCUCCCGAAACCACCGGCGCGAACGUGAAAAUUAUGAGUUGGAACUGUCAGGGCAUUGGGGCAGACCUGACAGAGGAGUAUUUGGGAGAUUUGUGGAAGUCGCAUCAUCCUGAUGUUUUAUUUUUAUCCGAAACAAAAAAAUGUUAUUCUUAUUUACAAAAGUUUCAAGUUAAGUUUGGUUAUGAUAAUUUGUAUAUGAUUGA